GCUUCCCCUCCCGCCCCUUCGCUGCACUUGGCAUGGUCUUCCGCCUUUUCACAUCUUCUCCACACAAGAUACAGAUAUGGCUGGUUCGGUGUCGAGAAUGCCAUCGUCUCUUCUAAAUAGGUAGGUGGGAAGGAAGGUAGGAAGGAAGGUAGGAAGAAAGGCAGAAGAGAGAUAGGAAGAAAGGCUGGUCCCACCAGCCAAUCAGUCAAUCAAUUAAUCAUGAGACUCUUUAAACUUUCCACAAUUUCCAAACUCCGCCAGUCCGUCUGUCUACCGUCUAUCCUAUCCUAUCCUAUCCUAUCCCAUCCCCACUGCCACGGCCACUCCUCGAUUACGUCAACUACAAGUGGGAUUGACUUUGCUGGCACGCACUGGCAGCAUGAACAACGAGCUAUCGAAGCUGUGCACUUCCCAAUGGUGCUGGCUUACGGCGCAACACACCAAUUGCCAAAAUGAAUUCAAGCCCUAGACUAGAAGAAGUUCCAUAUUCACAAAUCAUAAUAUCAAGCAACUCCCCCAAACAGGAAAUAUCCUGGUAAAUGGUUAAAAAAAUUGUUGGAGGCUCCAUAAGGCUUAUCGUACCGCAUCCGGAAACAGCGGAAAACGUCUUCAGCUGUCUCUUCCUUUUCUUUCCUGCCACUUCUCGCAAUUUAUAUUUCAGAUGAUAGUAAGGAUGGAUCAAGAAUAAUUGAUGUAAACAGGUCAACACGUUAUAAAGCAGGAAACACUCGGGAACAACAAAGACGAACCCGGACAAUGGCUUCAAACCCCUCCCCUCAGAAUGGCAACGAUCCAUUACAUGCGUCAACGUCGACUACCAUUGCGGCAGAUCCAAACGAAUUCAGCGAUGAUUUUUCGGAUGAGAUGGAAACCAUGGCAGUUCCUCAUAUAACAGAUGAGGACGCACAAUCGAUCAUUGGAGUUUCACUCAGUCAUGCAGCUUCACGUUUGAAGUCUUCGAGAACACCUGCUGCAGAGAAGGCUGCCGCCAUGGAUACUUUGGAAGGAGGUUAUUUUGACAGCGACCCCGAGACCCCGCUAGCAUUAGAGCCGAAUACACAUGGGCCGUUCGAUGAAGAGUUGCCAACAACUACAAAGGGGGAAGGAUUGACAUUGGAGACAUUGCCAUCAUCGAACCUUUCACAAAAUCCCCCUCCUCCUCCUCUGCCAUCUCCUCCUUCGCCAUGGCGGGCAGGACCGAAGCCAAUCGUGGUUACGGAACCACCAAAUGAUGGUCGCACAUCAGCAAUGGCUAGUGUAUUCAAUACUGGGAGGAAACGCCAGAGUUCAUUAUCUAGUAGUGCUGAUGCGCUCAAAAAACUGCUGCCGAAGGGGUUGCCUUCAAUGGCUCAAGUAGGAAACUUAUUUAGUACUUCAACAAGUUCGAAUCAUAAGUCUCGGUCAUCUAUUAGUUCGCCAAGAAGCGCCACGUUCUCCCCCUUUUCUACCUCGCCUAGUCAAUCAAAAGGCGAGGGGUCAUCUACGAAUAACAAUCGGGUAAAGGGACACCUCACAACUCAAUACCAACAAUCAAAACGUCGCAGUCAUUCACAACUUCAGAACGCAAGUACAGCGACCGACAGUAACACAGCAGAACGGCCAUUGGUUCUUCGCAGAGCAACAUCUGAUGAUUCACUACUGUAUCAUAGCUUAUCUCGAAGUUCCUCACUAGGUGAUGAUACACGAUUCGAAAAUCACCACGAACAAGUCAAUUCUCGAGUCAAAGCUAUUAGAGACUCUUUUCAAGAUCGAUCGACUUUUCGAAUGCCACAACUUCCUAGUAUGCCAAGUAUGCCCCGCGUACCCAGUUUUGGCUUUAGCAUGAACUUUUUGAAUUCCAACCCAGCGUCGUACAGAUCAAAGUCAAUUACUGAUGCAUCUUCAGACGUAUUACCAGCAGUUAUAAAAAAGAAACCACUUGAAUCAAGUCCCUCCUUUUCGAAAUCCGAUUCGUUUUUUGGUGGUGAGAAUACUCGAUCGUCGACGAAACCUACAAGUACUUUAGAUAAAGCUAUGGAAAAUUUGACGGGUGAUGUUGUAAUUAUGGGUGGGUAUCGAGGAUCAGUACUCCGGUCUGCCAAAGCACCAAAUCAUCAACUUUGGGUCCCUGUCAAGGUAGGACUCAAUCUCCGUAAAGUGGACCUGGAAGUUGGUUUGGAUCCAGAGGACGAGGAAAGAAUGGAAGAAAAUAUAAUCCCAUCUGGGAUGCUUAAAAAUAUUGGACCAGUGGAUAUAUCCAGGCGGUUAUUUAAACGACUUCGCAAUUGCGAGAAUGCACAAAAUGGGAAACUCAGAGUAUGGGAUUAUGGUUAUGAUUGGAGGUUAAGCCCGCAUCUUUUAAGUAGAAAGCUGAAAGCCUUCUUGGAGACAUUACCUUCCAAUCAACCAGGUCCUAAUGGAGAAAAGCCCACUGGCGCUCUGGUGAUAGCUCAUUCAUUGGGAGGUUUGAUCACGAGACAUGUUGUGAAUCAAAAGCCUGAGUUGUUUAGUGGAGUUAUAUAUGCUGGUGUUCCACAAUCAUGUAUAAACAUUCUUGGUCCCUUUAGAAAUGGAGAUGCUGUUCUAUUGAGUUCAAGAGUAUUAACCGCUCAAGUCAAUUUUACACUACGGACUAGUUUUGUACUCCUUCCUGAAAAUGGGGAGUGUUUCUUUGAUCUCCAUACAAGAGAAAGAUAUCCCGUCGACUUUUUCAAUUUGGAUGAUUGGAUCAAGUAUCGCUGGUCACCUGUUACAGAUCCACCACUACCACCAAUCUCUCAAUCUGGUAGCGGGCUUGGCAGUAUUCUCAAUCUCCAACUACCAAACAGUCUAUCAAAUCUAACAAUUACUGGAAAGAAAACUGGCUCGGGUUCAAACUCGGGCUCGGGUUCCGGUACAAACACCCCUCAACCCUCUUCACCAUACCUCGGAUCUAAUUCUCGCAACGAAAAUGAUGAUCGAAAUCAAUCCAUCGACCAAUCCAAAACCAGCCGAGCAGCCGAAGCUCUCCGUGGAGUAGAUGGUACAGAUCGUACUCUCGCACCUCAAAUGGGUAACUCCCUUGGUAAACCCUACAACCCUACUCCCUCGGUCUCUACUCUCGUCACUCUUCCCCGCGACAAAGCAAUUGCCUAUUUACGACGCACGCUUGCCGAAACACUUCAAUUCAAGAAAGAACUUCAUCACAGACCCGAAAUCUCGGAAGCAAAUCGUUACCCUCCGUUGGCUGUCAUUUAUGGAAAGUCGAUACCAACGGUCUAUGGAGCGAAGGUCGCAGGUAAAGAAGGGAUUCCGUGCGCAGAUGUUUAUGACAAUCUAGCGUUUGCAAGUGGGGAUGGAGUUUGUCUAGCGAAAGAGGCAAUGUUGCCGGAAGGAUAUCAAUUAGUUAAGGGAGGGAAGGUUAGGAGUGAUAGAGGGCAUGUCACUUUGUUAGGAGAUUUGAAUGCGGUAGGAAGAGCAAUGGAAGUGAUUAGAAAAGGCAGAGGGAAAGGAAUUGGAUUAGGGGUUUCACAGGACUAACGAUUUGGAAAUUGGUACCAAAUGCUUUGUCUUUUUAGCAAGAUGGCACGGGGAACGAAGGUGGGUGUUUCAUGAGAAGAUGGCGUUGGCAUAUAUAUUUCGUUUUCGAUCUCACGUUUACAUUGCAUAAGCAUAGGCACAGGAGCGGGCGGCAUGGUUGUUGUAUACUCAUUGUUUAUUUGGGUUACAGCUGUCAGUUGGUGUUAUAUUUUGUUCUGUUUUGUUUGAUGGAUAGGUGUAUAGCGUGGAGAAGGGAGUUUGGGUAUUGGGCUUCUACUAAAAAUGAUAGGAGAGUUGGAUUGGGAUAUUUGAUUUCACUCUGGGGGAAAAAAACGAAAAUUGGUGAAGUGGUGAAGUGGUGAAAAAAGAGAUUGAUAGAUGUGUCGGCAACGAUACAUAUGAAGUUAUAUGAUAUGAUAUGAAUUAUGAGUAGAUAGCUACAUGGAAUAUCUAUCAUGUUGAAAAACGUGCUAGUUGCAUUAGCUUUGCCUGAGCAUAUACAUUUACCCAUGAGAUACUUGCCUUCAUGCCUUGUCAGAUGCAAUAAUUGUAUCGCAUUGUUCACUUUUUAUAGAAACAUGGUUGUAUAGUAGGUUCUCCAAUGUAUGUGCUUUUGCUAUAUAUAUCCUACGAGAACUCGAUUUGGAAAACUGGAGUAAUUUUAUAGGCGAUAUAAAGUUAAGUGAGAGAGAUGAUCGAUGAUAGAUGAGCGAUGAUAGAUGGAAUCUAAAUGAUUGAGUUAAAUUGGGUUGGGUUGAGUUGAGUUGAGUUGAGGGCA
Molecule: messenger RNA, 4276 nt
Organism: Botrytis cinerea B05.10
Lineage: Eukaryota; Fungi; Ascomycota; Leotiomycetes; Helotiales; Sclerotiniaceae
Exons: 1
Coding region: 757-3498 (913 amino acids)
Molecular function (GO): triacylglycerol lipase activity
Source: RefSeq, a predicted model, not a curated record